This is a messenger RNA of Lampris incognitus (smalleye Pacific opah), 1125 nucleotides long. RefSeq names its product G protein-coupled receptor 160 (gene gpr160). Gene Ontology annotation, cellular component: signaling receptor complex; plasma membrane. The record is from RefSeq and is a predicted model, not a curated record. Lineage: Eukaryota; Metazoa; Chordata; Actinopteri; Lampriformes; Lampridae. The coding region runs from base 110 to 1006 and encodes 298 amino acids. The transcript is spliced from 2 exons.
UUCCAUGCUUGCUGGCACCUCGAGGUGCGCCUCGGAUAUGGACUCACGAGGCCCUCUAUAAUAUAGCCUUCCACAGUCCACUACAAAGAACUGCAAGACUUCCCCCGCCAUGCACAUCUCCAUCACCUCCAUCCUGCUCGGUUUAGGAAGCAAGUGUCUCCUCAACUGGGCGUUGGUGCUUCUGCAGAGGAAAGAUGUCUGCACAACCUUCAUCGGGGUCUUCAGCACUUCCCUGGCACUAGCCGACACGGUCGCGACCCUCGUUCUGACCGCAAUUCACACCCAAGGCGACGGGCAGCUCCUGGGUCUGCGAGUGACACGGUAUCACGUGUGUCUGCUGGUUCAAAUACUUGGACAAAUAUACGGCGCCCUUCACUGGCCCGUGGUGGUCAUCACGUGGCUGGAUCAUUACUGGACGGUGUCUCGGACAUUACAGCCCAUUACGGCCGGCGCCCGGAGGAUGGCGUGCUCAUUUGUGACUUGCCUCUUGUGGAGCGGUGCGGUCCUCCAGGUCUUCCUGCUGUCCGGCUUUGUCCCCGUGCUGGGGGAUGAAUCUCCGCUCCAGAUGCAGCAUUGCUGGGUUUUCCCCUCCUCCCAGAUCCUGCAGGUGUCCCUCGUCUUUCUUUCGGCAGCGGUCUGCGCAGCGUUGUACCUGUACGCAGGGUCUCUCGGGCCCAACAUGUCGGCGGAGCAGCCCCACCCCGAGCCUCAGAGCCCCGGCUCCCCAGCCAGGGGAGGUGUUGCUUACCAAGUCUUGCUGAUAUUCUCCAAAACGUGGGCUUCCUUCUUCAUUCUUCUUUGGGUGCUUCUGCUUCUUCCCAUGGGAAUACCGGACUACCUGGGACUGAGCGUCCCCUGGCUAUGUUUCCUCAAUAGCAUCCUGAUAGGAGUCGUCUUGUGCGCGUGCUGCCCGGCCUGGCACGCUGUCCACUCGGAGAUGAUACCCGCGGACAUCUUCUGCAACUGGAGACUCAGCUCAGUGACAGGGGACAGAAUGGGACUCUAAUGGUGGUGUCUAUGCCUCCAUCCCCCCCUCCCCCCUUUAACAUGUAUGCAUCUUCACCUAUACUGACGUGAGCACACCAGUGACCACAGACAGGUGACCACAUACAGUUUGUUCAAUAA